Spinacia oleracea (spinach) is the source of this 1189-nucleotide messenger RNA. RefSeq lists its product as uncharacterized. The record is from RefSeq and is a predicted model, not a curated record. Lineage: Eukaryota; Viridiplantae; Streptophyta; Magnoliopsida; Caryophyllales; Amaranthaceae. The coding region runs from base 127 to 831 and encodes 234 amino acids. The transcript is spliced from 4 exons.
GUGAGUUGUGACUUGAGUUAGCGGGUGGCCACCAGCACCAGCGUUGCCUGAAAUUCGAAUAAAGAAAAAUAGUUGGAGCUCAUAUUUCCCAAACGAACAGUAAAGUGAAGCAACGGAGAGAGAAAAAUGAAGGUAGCAUCAAAAUUGAUAUUCCUCAUCAACGAUCCUGAGGGUUUCAGUGCGGCAAUCUUCGACGCUCUUCAGCCAACUCCUGAUUCACUUCUUCAAAGAUCAGAAGAAAAAAUUGAGCUAUCUUUGGAACAAUAUGGGAUUAAGGAUCAAAAAGCAUGUGGUAGCAUCGCUAACUUCACUGAUAACAAGGGUUUAUUGCAGGUUUCAUUGUUGCUUUUGGAAUAUUAUGAACCCCCAAUUUUGUCAUGCAUAGUUAACGAGGUCUUGAGGUCAAUUAGAGGUGAAAGCUUGUCGUCCACUGUGAGUCUGAUACUCCCAUACAUUCUUCCAGCAACAAAGCUCAAGUGUGAAGAUAAAGAUUCUUCCGUUAACAACAAUAGGUCUUCUCUGUAUGGUUUGCACUUGGGGCCAGUAACAGAGUUCACUGAAGACAUGCUUCGAGAAGCUGAGAAGCCACCUUUGUCUUUGCAGAUCAACUAUGAGCCAUUGACUUGCUUGCUUCAGCUAGUUCAAUUCUUUAAUUGUCCAACUGCUGUCCUUAUUGGCAAAAGAGGCAUGAAAGGAGAGCAUGAGGUACUUCAUGAAGUAGGAGAAAUUUUGGCAAGUGCAUUUUCGUUGUGCUUCAUCAAGAACCGAAUCAAAUUGAGUAUUGGGGAAACAGUAAAACCAAAGGAACCAUGGCGUGCACUAUAUGGCUAAGAUUACGCUUAUGCUUUGCAGAGAGCUAGCAGAUCAUUUGCAGUUCAGAUUAUGCUUAUUGCCUUGAUUUGUCAGGACACAAUUCUGUCAGGCUUUACGUUGCCUGCUUUAUGUUUAUCGCCAUUUUAUGCUGAAGAAAAUGCAUCCUGUUUCCCUCAAAAAAAGGUGCAUCCUGUUUAUGUGUAGUGAGCUUACAGGGCAGCAUAUCAUGUUAGAAUUUGUACGGGUAGUGUAUCGGUUUUAGGAAAAUAAUUUGUACCAUUGUUACUUUUUAGUUUAGGAAGCCUUUCCCAAUUUUUAGAACUCCUUUUAAGUUUUUUUUUUUUGGUCAAAUUUUGUCAGUGAGCAUUCAUUGCUA